Chanos chanos (milkfish) is the source of this 2013-nucleotide messenger RNA. Its product is annotated as collagen alpha-3(IV) chain. Bases 1 to 2013 code for a protein of 670 amino acids. The transcript is spliced from 25 exons. Lineage: Eukaryota; Metazoa; Chordata; Actinopteri; Gonorynchiformes; Chanidae. The record is from RefSeq and is a predicted model, not a curated record. Gene Ontology annotation, molecular function: extracellular matrix structural constituent conferring tensile strength. Gene Ontology annotation, biological process: extracellular matrix organization.
AUGCGGGGGCCAGUCAUCAUGAGAACCUUCAGGAUGAAGGGACAUGAUAUCUGGUUGUGGUGUGUGCUCCUGCUGUGUGUCCUCCACUCCCAUGCACAGGACGAUUACUCUGGUUAUCACUCAGGCGAUGAGCAUACGUAUGAGGGUUCCCUGGUGGACAGAUAUGAUGAACAUUCCGGAUACCCCCACCCUGUGGACUAUUCACCAGAGCCCACACACAGCUAUGAGGAUGAACAGACAGCCUCUGCUUAUGAUCUGUAUGCCUCUGCUCCCACUGUCGUCACAAUGAUCACAGAGGACACUUACCCCUAUGUCGCCACCACCGAGUCCUAUGACUAUGUCAAAGAGGUGACCACCAUGACCACCCAGGUACCCUAUGAGGACCGAUACGCCUCCCGUGGCAGGGACACGGUGCUGGGUGAGGAGGGACCCACUGAAUGCGACUGUGAACCGGGCGAGCCAGGUUUUGCUGGGUUUGCGGGACCCAAGGGUGGCAGAGGAUUACAGGGCAAACAGGGAUUCCCAGGAGCUCAGGGAAGAGAGGGUUACAGAGGAUUCAAAGGGGUACCAGGAAGAGGAGGAGACACGGGCCCUGAUGGUGACUCUGGCCCUGAUGGAGAAGAUGGUGAAUCUGGGUACUCUGGUGCAAUGGGUUUGCCAGGCCUACCUGGUGAUCCAGGUGAAGCAGGUGUGCCUGGAUUAAAGGGUGACUUUGGUUUGGAGGGGCCCAUUGGAGGAGUAGGACUUCCAGGGGAGACAGGCCAUGUUGGUCCAGUAGGAUCCCCUGGUACUGCUGGAAGUGGUGGCGUAAAGGGAUCCAUCGGAAAAACUGGGAAGCGGGGACCACAGGGCAGAGAGGGGGCAAAGGGUCAGAUUGGAGCUCCGGGCUUUUCGGGAGAUCGCGGGGAGCAGGGUUACACUGGCUAUCCUGGAGUCCCAGGAGACAGAGGAGUGCCGGGGCCAAAAGGUGAUCAAGGCAUGGGCGGGCUACCAGGGAGUGAUGGGGAGCCAGGAGAGGAUGGUCCCCUAGGAGUUCCUGGAGUCGUUGGUGUGCCUGGACCAUUUGGAUCAAAGGGUGUGAAAGGGGACCGUGGUGUGAGAGGACCUCCUGGAAGAGUCGGGGCAGUGGGACCUCAAGGAGAGAGGGGAGAUGCAGGUGUACCAGGAAAGCCAGGGCCAAAGGGCUUGACAGGCCAGCCUGGAGCCAAAGGGGAGACAGGACCAGAUGGUGAGAAGGGAAGUGCUGGAAGAAAGGGGAUCAAGGGAGUAAAAGGAGAGAAGGGAAGUGUUGGUUCCCGUGGUGAUAAAGGACAGCGUGGAGUGAGGGGCGUGCCUGGUUCUGAUGGACCUGUAGGUCGUGUGGGACCACCAGGAAUACCAGGUCCCAGAGGUGAUCGUGGUCCCAUUGGAGACCUGGGGGUGAAAGGUCGCAGUGGACCUAAGGGGCUUCCAGGUGACCCUGGUCCCGGUCUGACAGACGAGCAGGUGCUGCAGUUAUGUCGAGGAGUGGUCACUUCCCAGAUCUCCCAGUAUGCUGCCUCAAUACGUGCCAAGUGUGCUCAGGGCUGUCCAAUCAACAACCGCACCCUCAUCGGUCCCCCGGGAGCCAGAGGGCCGACCGGAUCGCCAGGCAAGCCUGGUAAAGCAGGAAAAGCUGGAGCCAAGGGAGCAAGAGGCCAACAGGGAAUUAGGGGUGUGGAGGGACAGAAGGGUGCACAAGGAGAUAGAGGUCCUAAAGGUCAGCAAGGGCAAAGGGGUGAUCCUGGAAAAGGUUUGCCUGGGCCUGAUGGACACCAAGGCCUCAGAGGGUUGCAUGGCCAUCCAGCAGAACCAAAGAAUGGAGCUGAGGGUCCUCAGGGACCACGUGGUUUCCCUGGCCCUGUGGGUCAGCCUGGCAUGGCUGGGGAUGCAGGUGUGCCCGGAGUGUGUGAGGCAAGAGACUGUAGCAUUCAUGCACCGGUUAUGCGCAAAGAGCAGGGCUUAGUGAAAGGUCCCCUCAGCCCAAAGAUAUGA